AUGGUUGAAAAUCGAUUUUCGAAUGUCUAUACACAACAUACCAAUUAUUCGUAUAUUGAAGAACAAAAUGAAGAACGAACACAACAACUUGUUUCACAAGUAAAAGAACUUAAAACUGUUGUUAUAGAAAUUCGUAAUGAGACUAGACGUCAAAAUGAAGAUCUUAAGGAAUAUCACGAAGCUAUUAAUCAUGCAAGUGAUCUUGUUAAUCACACACGUCGACGUGUACAAUUACUAUUUAAAAGUGGUAGUUGGAAAAUUUAUUAUUAUUUAAUACUUUUUUCUUUAUUCAUUUUUCUUGUCAUUUAUUUAAUUAUUAAAUGA
Adineta steineri is the source of this 324-nucleotide messenger RNA. The record is from the annotation of a GenBank genome assembly. Lineage: Eukaryota; Metazoa; Rotifera; Eurotatoria; Adinetida; Adinetidae.